Trichoplax adhaerens is the source of this 1026-nucleotide messenger RNA. RefSeq lists its product as uncharacterized. Gene Ontology annotation, molecular function: hormone activity. The transcript has 9 exons. The record is from RefSeq and is a predicted model, not a curated record. NCBI's taxonomy places the organism in Eukaryota, Metazoa, Placozoa, Uniplacotomia, Trichoplacea, Trichoplacidae. Bases 1 to 1026 code for a protein of 341 amino acids.
AUGGCGGUUAGAGUCAAUGACGAUUGUUAUCCAAAUUUUAUUUUAGCAAAUUUUGCCUACGGCAACAGGCCAAUGGCAGCUGGCUUUUAUUGGAGAGCUCUAGAUUUUUUUUACUGCCCUUUAUUCCAUAAACCUAGAGUAGAUAUUAAAAAAAGCAUAGAUGCAUUAGGGGAUAACAGACACUGUAAAAAUAUUGACGGAACAUGUACCAAAAUUAUAAUCAUUGUGAGCUCAAAAGCACCUACCAAGAGCCCAUUUAGCGCAUGGAAAGACUUUUUGGAAAAAGCAAAAGAAGAAGAACGCAAAAAAUUGCAAGAUUGCCCGAUUACAUGUCCUGCUGGUCCUAAGGGAGCUGGUGGACCACCAGGACCACCGGGAUUACCUGGAAAAAAUAUAGCGAAAGCCGAUGUCAUUGCAGUCAUACGUGAAGUCUUCGAAGAAUAUUUUACAGCAACUGAAAAGUGUGGCUUGUGCGUUAAAAGAAAUCAAUCCAGCGUUAAUAUUUUCACAUAUAUAACCAAGAAAGCACAAGAUCAUUUAAGUUUCAGUAAAGCGCCUAUUGCUGUUAUUCCAUCUGCUUUCCAUAUGGAAUUACAUUCUUCCAUUAAUAUUGACCAUGGCACGCGAAAGCUAUUAACUAACUAUGUUCAACCAUCACAUCGUGGUGCUUUCAUGCGAGGGAAUGGAGUCGAUGUGAAAAAAGGCUUAUUUAUUGCUCCAUACUCAGCUAUUUAUCGUUUCUCUGGAUUGGUUCAUCUACAUCAUUCAAUUUCACCAUCAACUAUUCUCACCAGGAACGAACAUGUUACUGCUUAUAUCUGCAUCGACUUCUCUUGCACACGUAAUAGGUCAAUCAAAUACGUAUCCGGCAUAUCUCCUAACAGCCGACAGUUUACACUUUAUGCCGACGGAAUUUUAUACGUUGAGGCUGGCCACACAGUUGGCAUUUAUGUUGAAAAUAUUUCUGGUCAUUCAAUCACCGUUCAACAAAGAACUUCAUUUUCCGGCCAUUUAGUUGGGGCUUGA